Molecule: messenger RNA, 435 nt
Organism: Cephus cinctus (wheat stem sawfly)
Lineage: Eukaryota; Metazoa; Arthropoda; Insecta; Hymenoptera; Cephidae
Product: protein kinase C zeta type-like
Exons: 1
Coding region: 1-435 (144 amino acids)
Biological process (GO): protein phosphorylation
Molecular function (GO): protein serine/threonine kinase activity; ATP binding
Source: RefSeq, a predicted model, not a curated record
AUGCUCGCGGGCUGUAAUCCUUUCGAUGUGUUUCAAGAGGACGAUGAUGUGGAUAUUGAUGAAACUAUCUACAGGAGAAUCGUGACUAAGUCGUCUUUGAAUUAUAAAUGGUGGAUGACGUCGGACAGUGUUGAUGUUAUUGAGAAAUUUCUACAGCUCGAUCCAUCGAAGAGACUGGGUUGUCAACAGCCGGACGGAUUUGAGGAGCUUAAAAGACAUGAUUUUUUUAAGGCGUUUAAUUUCCAUCAACUUUAUUGUCGAUGCGUUACGCCGCCUAUGAUUCCUAAACUCAUGGAUGAAAACGACGUUAGCAAUUUCUCUUCGUCUUUUACUGAACAAGCGCCGGUCUUAGAAACGGACUAUCCUUGUGAGACUGAGGUUAUCGAUCAAAGUUUAUUCGUUGGUUUUGAUUGUGUUAAUACUUGUUACACGUGA